This is a messenger RNA of Mizuhopecten yessoensis (Yesso scallop), 839 nucleotides long. RefSeq lists its product as uncharacterized. Bases 33 to 677 code for a protein of 214 amino acids. Gene Ontology annotation, biological process: lipid transport; ganglioside catabolic process. Gene Ontology annotation, molecular function: enzyme activator activity; lipid carrier activity. NCBI's taxonomy places the organism in Eukaryota, Metazoa, Mollusca, Bivalvia, Pectinida, Pectinidae. The transcript is spliced from 5 exons. Gene Ontology annotation, cellular component: cytoplasmic side of plasma membrane. The record is from RefSeq and is a predicted model, not a curated record.
ACGUCAGUGUAGUUACUGAUCUACUCGUAGAAAUGGACGGACACAACUCAAUCCUUGCCGUUCUGGCCAUACUAGCUACCACGGCUUCAGCAACAUUACCGUUCAAAUGGUCAGACUGUUCCAGCGACAAGGUACACAAUGCACUGGUGGUCCACAGUGUUACCGUGUCACCGGUCCCUCUCGCUAUACCGGGCGAUCUACAUCUCUCCUUCAACGCCACCGUCCUAAAAACCAUUCAGGUAGCCAUGAUGGACUUCAAGUUUGUGAGGAAGACAGCUCUCGGCGCUGAUGUACCGAUCGGGUGUGUGGGAGGUAUCGGUAGCUGUACCUUCGACGGAUGUUCUAUUCUGAAUGAUCUCGGUAGUGUCGGAAGUCAAGCCGUAGCAACAAACGUCACAUCACAGAUCGGCAGUAUGUUUGCCAGCGUAGGCGCCAAUAUUACAUGUCCAAUACAACCUCAGAACAUUGCCGUCAAUAAUUUCGUGAUUCACAUCCCAAAGCUCUCCAGCGCCGUGGAUCUUAUUGCCGACGGCGAUUACAAUAUCACCGUGAUACUCCGCGAGCCUGCCACCGACGUCCAGCUCGGCUGUUUCACGUUUGACGCCUCAUUGGUCAGACCCAAGACCUGUUCCGGUUGGUUGUGUAGUGGAAGAAGAAGACGUGCGCCAAGUUCUUAGAUAACUAACACUGGGUCCUUAAAAUAAAGAUGUUUAAUUAUAAGGAAAAAUUAAGACAUUAUUUACAGUAAUAAAAUCUAAAUGUUGAUUAGUCUAACGAGUUGUUCAAAAGACCAUACAUUUUGUAUUUGUGAAAAUAAUAUUAAAAUUUAUAUUUUUGUU